Molecule: messenger RNA, 2136 nt
Organism: Pieris brassicae (large cabbage white)
Lineage: Eukaryota; Metazoa; Arthropoda; Insecta; Lepidoptera; Pieridae
Gene: Cyp4g15
Product: cytochrome P450 4g15
Exons: 9
Coding region: 138-1820 (560 amino acids)
Molecular function (GO): monooxygenase activity; heme binding; iron ion binding
Source: RefSeq, a predicted model, not a curated record
ACAGUGACGUCAGUGGCGUGUAUAUAGCUUGUUGCGCGUGAGUUUCAUAAAUAGUCGUCAAAAAGACGUUCUAAACACCCCUCGGGAACCGUGCUAGCAGGCUUAGGAGCCGGCUUGGAAGGUAUAAGGACGUCACGAUGAGUUACGCUGCUGCUGAGACGGUGGCUCAAGCCAGCACUUGGGGUGCUUCAAGCCUCUUCUAUGUGCUUCUGGUGCCGGCGGUUGUCCUCUGGUACGCCUACUGGCGUAUGUCCAGACGGCAUCUCUAUGAAUUAGCUGACAAAAUUGCGGGACCAAAGGGCUUACCUUUGAUUGGAAAUGCCCUGGAUUUUACUGGUGGAUCUGAUGACAUUUUCAAACGAAUUAUAAAACGUAGUGAAGAGUUCUCGGACAGCAUCAUUAAAGUAUGGAUUGGACCACGUCUUUUGGUCUUCUUGUAUGACCCAAGUGAUGUUGAGCUCAUCUUGAGCAGCCACGUUCACAUUGAUAAGGCAGAUGAAUACAAAUUCUUCAAGCCCUGGCUCGGAGAUGGUCUACUUAUCAGUACUGGUCAAAAAUGGCGUUCUCACAGAAAACUCAUUGCUCCCACCUUCCAUUUGAACGUAUUGAAGAGUUUUAUCGAUCUAUUCAACGCCAACUCGAGAGCUGUUGUUGACAAGCUCAAAAAAGAAACUGGAGAAUUCGACUGUCACGACUACAUGAGUGAAUGCACUGUGGAAAUUUUACUUGAAACCGCUAUGGGUGUAAGUAAAAGUACGCAGGACCGAAGCGGAUUCGAAUACGCCAUGGCUGUUAUGAAAAUGUGUGAUAUACUCCAUUUGAGACAUACCAAGAUAUGGCUGAGACCGGAUCUCCUAUUUAACUUUACUCAGUAUGCCAAAUUGCAGAACAAUCUUCUUGACAUCAUUCAUGGAUUGACCAAAAAGGUUAUCAAGAGGAAGAAGGAAGAGUUCAAAUCAGGGAAGAAACUAGCUUCUUUCGAGAGCGAAGUUGCUGAACCUUCAGAUCCCGUCAAAAAUACCCAAACCACAUCCGUCGAAGGUCUUUCCUUCGGUCAGUCCAGUGGACUGAAGGAUGAUUUGGAUGUUGACGAUGAUGCCGCUGUUGGACAAAAGAAACGUCUAGCUUUCCUCGACCUUCUAUUGGAAAGUGCUCAGGGUGGAGUUGUUAUUUCUGACGAAGAAAUCAAAGAACAAGUCGACACUAUUAUGUUUGAGGGUCAUGAUACUACCGCUGCUGGUAGCAGUUUCUUCCUAUCAGCAAUGGGUAUCCAUCAAGAUAUCCAAGACAAAGUAGUUGAAGAACUGGACAAUAUUUUCGGAGACUCCGACCGUCCAGCCACUUUCCAGGAUACAUUGGAGAUGAAAUACUUGGAACGUUGCUUGAUGGAAACCCUUCGUAUGUUCCCACCUGUACCCAUUAUUGCCCGGCAACUGAAACAAGAUGUCACUAUGCCAUCCAGUGGCAAGGUGGUGCCUUCUGGUACUACCGUCAUUGUUGCUACCUACAAGCUUCACCGACGUGCAGACAUCUACCCCAACCCAGACAAAUUCGACCCUGACAACUUCUUGCCUGAACGUUCAGCUAACCGUCACUACUACGCUUUUGUACCUUUCUCUGCUGGACCCAGGAGUUGUGUAGGCCGCAAGUACGCCAUGUUGAAGUUGAAGAUCAUUCUGUCGACAAUUUUGAGGAACUUCCGCGUUCACUCCGACCUUAAAGAAUCUGAUUUCAAACUGCAGGCCGAUAUCAUCUUAAAACGAGCUGAAGGCUUCAAGGUACGACUGACGCCCCGCAAGCGAAUGACCAAAGCAUGUUAGUAAAUGAAAUAGGUACUUACUGAAAUAAUAGGUACAUAAUUUUAACUGUAGGAAAUGUGCACAUUUUUGCAGUACAUAUGUAUCUUUACAUGCAUUUGUGAAACCAGUACUGACUAAAUUAUUGUUAAUUUUGUUAUUUAUAAAUAUGAAGAAAUAAUCUGGGUGGCAGAUUUAUAAUGGGAUGAUCAGGUGCAAGUAACUUAAUAUUGCUCAAUCGUGUUAGCAUUAUAUUAAUAUUAAUUAGAGUUGUAAAUAGUGGUACAUAAUGUCUAUGCAAAUCGGAAUGUUUUGAUGCAAUAAAUGGAUAUUAAUUAAA